AUGUGUCUUGCCCUCGCACCUCUGGAAGGCGCCUCCUCCCCUCCGACGCCUUCAUCGGGAGUCGCGCGUGGCUCCAUUGGUGCAGGGGCGAUGUCCAUCGCCCUAGGCGUGGGCGUGCAUUCUGAUCAUGUAAGCCAAUGGUGGGCUGAGGUUGAGACUCUCCUGGAGGCGGGCAUGUCUUCUGAGCUUGCGGGCGGUGGCAAUUCAGAUAUGGUUGGCGCUGCAAGCUUGUCGCUGGCGCAGCUCGUGAACCCCGCGCAGUUCGCGCGCGCCCCGCUGGCUCAGUGGACACUUGUUUGGGAGGCGCCUCGGCUGAAGUGGAGGCCCUGUUGCAGCCUUCUCCUGGAGAUUUGGUGGCCCCAGGAGACCCUCGCACCGUUGCGCCUCAACGUGGGCUUCUCCGACGCGACGCGAUCUGCGGCGAUGGCGGCGUCAGAAACCAGAGCGCGUUGA
Prorocentrum cordatum is the source of this 453-nucleotide messenger RNA. NCBI's taxonomy places the organism in Eukaryota, Dinophyceae, Prorocentrales, Prorocentraceae. The record is from the annotation of a GenBank genome assembly.